AUGAAGAGUCUCCAAUAACCACCAAUAAAAUAAGUCAAAAAUUAUAAACGUUAAUUUUUCCCUAAGAAAUUGUGUAAAUAACAAAAGUGGUUAUUUAUUUUUAUAAAACGUGACAUCAGACAGUAUAAUUAUGAUAAGGAAUUAUUAAAAAAAUAUAAAUUGUAAUGGGAGAAAAAAAAUCUGUCGGUUUAGGACCUUUUAUUUAUGGAGGUUUAGCUUCAAUUGUUGCUGAGCUGGGUACUUUUCCAUUAGAUACUACAAAAACACGUCUACAAAUUCAAGGUCAGAAGUUAGAUAAAACUCAUUCAAAUUUAAAAUAUAAGGGUAUGAUAGAUGCUUUAAUUCAAAUGAUCAAAUAUGAAGGAGCCCAAUCUUUGUAUUGUGGAAUUAGCUCAGCAAUUUUAAGACAAGCAACAUAUGGAACGAUAAAAUUCGGAACAUAUUAUUCUCUUAAACAAAUGGCUAUUGACAGAUGGGGGACUAAUGAUUUAGUACUUAUAAAUGUUAUAUGUGCCGCAGUAGCAGGCUCAAUAUCAAGUGCAAUAGCUAAUCCUACAGAUGUAGUCAAAGUUCGAAUGCAAGUUAGUGGAAAUCAGGGAAAUUUAUCGUUGUACGAUUGUUUUCAUGAUGUUUAUCGACAUGAAGGUGUACGUGGUUUAUGGAGGGGUGUGGGACCAACUGCACAACGAGCAGCUGUUAUCGCUGCUGUAGAAUUACCUAUAUACGAUUUUACAAAACAAAGGUUAAUACCUUAUAUUGGUGAUAGUGUCAGUAAUCAUUUUCUUUCGAGCUUUGUUGCCAGCACAGCUAGUGCCGUUGCUUCCACUCCAAUUGAUGUCGUGCGAACUCGUCUUAUGAAUCAAAAACAAAUUAAUUCAUCUACUUGUUCAACUUCUCAUUACUUAUAUAAAGGAAGUGUAGACUGUUUUUUUCAAACAAUUAAAACAGAAGGUGUAUCUGCGUUGUAUAAAGGUUUCGUGCCAUCAUUUCUCAGAAUGGGCCCAUGGAAUGUAAUCUUUUUUAUCACUUAUGAACAGUUAAAAAAACUACCAUUUUUUUAAUCAAAUACUGAAAUAUUGUACCUGUAUAGAUAGCAAAUUGUAAAAUUAAGACUUCAUUUUUAAAAUUUUACUCUGAUGAGAUUGUUAAUAUAUUUAAUUAAAGAUCAUUAUAUAUUUAUUUGUUAAACAAAACUUAUAUAAGUCAUCGUCCAAUAAUUCAAUCAAAUAUACUUUAUAUAGAAAAUAGGGAAUGAUAUUAAAUUUGGCAUGUCUUUCAUUUUUUACAUAGAUAAUUGUAUUUUUAAUCACUAGUGACAGUUCCAAACAAUGAUUUUUUUAUCAUUGCCACCUGUUAUCACAUAUUUAUUAUUUGCUGUGACGAUCAUUGCUGUCAAAGGCCCUAAAUAAAAAAAACUUUUCUUUUAAUAUA
Messenger RNA from Chelonus insularis, 1431 nucleotides. RefSeq names its product uncoupling protein Bmcp mitochondrial (gene Bmcp). The record is from RefSeq and is a predicted model, not a curated record. The transcript is spliced from 8 exons. Bases 165 to 1061 code for a protein of 298 amino acids. Lineage: Eukaryota; Metazoa; Arthropoda; Insecta; Hymenoptera; Braconidae. Gene Ontology annotation, molecular function: transmembrane transporter activity. Gene Ontology annotation, biological process: transmembrane transport.